Messenger RNA from Ipomoea triloba (trilobed morning glory), 579 nucleotides. RefSeq lists its product as uncharacterized. The transcript has a single exon. NCBI's taxonomy places the organism in Eukaryota, Viridiplantae, Streptophyta, Magnoliopsida, Solanales, Convolvulaceae. The coding region runs from base 1 to 579 and encodes 192 amino acids. The record is from RefSeq and is a predicted model, not a curated record.
AUGGCUUGGCGUGCACCAUUUGCAAAUAUGGUUCGACCAUCUGUAACAGCUAAUCCAGUAUUGCAAGCUGAAGGAGGUGAAAACCUAGAUGGAUCCACACAUACGAAUCCAAUUCCAGCGUCUGCUUCAACCGCGACAAUCUUCGAUCCAAAUGAUCGAACUAAUCCUCUUUACCUGCAUCCAAAUGAGAGUCCAUCGCUGCAACUUGUGACUGUGCAGUUGGAAGGAAGAUCAAACUAUCAUGCCUGGGCGAGAGCCAUGGAAAUGGCAUUGAAAUCGAAGAACAAGUUAGUCCUCGUGAACGGAACGAUGAGAAUUCCAAGUGAGCUUGAUUCCAAGUACUUUUACUGGGAUCAAUGUAACACAAUGGUCCUAUCUUGGAUCCCCAGGGCUGUUUCACCCACUAUUGCGCAAGGUGUUCUAUGGAUCAAUACUGCUGAAGGUGUUUGGAAGGAUUUGAAGAAGCGAUUCAGUCAACGAGAUGUCUUCCGCAUUGUCGAAAUUCAAUCCGAAAUUCAUCAAACAAGGCAAGGUAAUUCUUCCAUAGAGUUAAUACCAGCCAAGGUCCCUCGAGUAUAG